This is a messenger RNA of Prorocentrum cordatum, 1358 nucleotides long. NCBI's taxonomy places the organism in Eukaryota, Dinophyceae, Prorocentrales, Prorocentraceae. The record is from the annotation of a GenBank genome assembly.
CAGCGCUGGAAUCAGCGCGUGCGAGAAGGGCGAACAGUGGCAGUGCGCUUUGGCGCUGCUCAGCGACAUGUUGGAAGCAAAAUUGGAUCUUGACAUCAUCAGCUACAACGCUGGAGUCAGGGCGUGCGGGAAGGGUGGGCAGUGGCAGCGGGCGUUGACGCUGAUUGGGGAGAUGUGUGAGGCGAAAUUGAUGCCAGACGUCAUCAUCUACAACGCUGGAAUGAGCGCGUGCGCGAAGAGCGAGCAGUGGCAGCGGGCUGUGGCACUGCUCGGCGACAUGUGCGAAGCGAAGUUGAAGCCAGACUCAGCUACAGCGCUGGGAUCAGCGCGUGUGAGAAGGGUAAGCAGUGGCAGUGGGCUCUGGCGCUACUCAGCGAGAUGCGGGAGGCGAAGCUGGAGCCCAGCGUCAUCUUACCUACAAUGCCUGGCAUUGCCGCGUGCGAGAAGGGCGAGCAGUGGCAGCGGGCUCUCGCGCUGCUCAGCAAAAUGCGGGAGGCGGAGGUGGGCCCAGACGUCAUCAGCUACAUCGCCGCGGCCGAUGCCUGCGGGAGGGGCGGGCAGUGGCAGCAGGCGCUGCUGCUGCUGCGGGGGGCGGCAGCUGCUCGCCCGGAGCGCCACGUGCUCCUGGAGAGGGCCCUGAGCCGUGCCACGGCCGGCGCCGCGGCUGCGGCAGCCGACCUCGGCCAGGGGGCCCGCGAGGCCGCCCCUGGCGGGGCGGCCGAGCCCGUCGCCCAGCGCCGCUCGCGGAUCAUCGCCUUCGCCAUCCCAGUGGGCGCCGUGGGCCGCGUGCUGGCUGUCGCCGCCGCGAUCCAGAGGGCCAGCGGGGCGGGCGUUUCGGUGGAGUCGAACAGGCUCGAGGCCGAGGUCACGGUGAGCGGCUCCCUGGAGGCGGUGCACAGGGCGCACCGCCUAAUCAUCGGGCGCGUCCUGGCUGCGCGCCAGGGGGGUGGCCAGCCACAGCCCUAGCACCGCUCGGACGCGUGCCUUUUUCCUCGGCGAGGACCAUCAAGGAGCCUCGUGGGCCAUCUUGCGAGAAAAUACACGCGCGAAAAGCCGAAGAAUGCACGGGGAAUGGACGUCCGAGCGAUGGCGGGCAGCAGGCGGGAGCAGGUUGACCUCGGAGAGCGCGCGAUCAAAUGUAGGCAGCCUGAGCGCAGUGCGUGCCCGCUGGUGUGAGGAUUGGUGCCGAGAUCAGGCAACACAAAAGCCGGCGGGAGCAUGGUGCUCCCAUGCUGGCAGUUCUGGAGAGGGCCUCGCCCUCGGCGCAGCUCGCCGUCGGCGCAUCUCGCUCUCGACGUAGGCCAGCGGGGGGCUGGCGGGAGGGAGAUGCCGGCGGGUCCGGGGGCAGAGGGUGGCAG